AUGCAUUUAAUUGUUAAAUAUUAAGUAUACAUUUAUUAAGUAUAAUUUCACAUCCGAAAAAAAAGUGCAAUAAGGUAAGAUCCCAGAAAAAUGUUUACCAACACUGAAAAAGAAAUCACGCCUGUCAUGGACAUGGAUGCUAGUGAUACAAAAUCUCCAGAAGCCGUUAGAAAAUGCACUAAUGAAGAAGCAUUCAAUACUUCGUGGAAUAUUGAACAUUUAAAUUGUUCCAAUGAUAAACUGAACUGUACACCGCCUUCCCUGAAAAUUAUGAUAGACAGUUCAAGUCCUGACAAAAUAGAGAACUCUACGCAGACAGUGCCAUAUUCAAGUCAUGAACCACUACAAGAGGUGAAUUUGAACAAGCUAGAACUAUCAUUUGAUAAAGACGAUCAGCAGAACUCAGUAACCACUGACAAUCCAGAAAAAUCAUUCGGGAGCAAACGUUGUCGACGUGACUCUCAAGAAGACCCCAACAACCUCAACCCACUGAAGCGAACCAAGUGUGACAAAUUAGCUGUACAAUAUGACGAAGAAAUUGAGAUAGAAGAGCCCGAUUUAAUUGAUGAAAUAUCGACAGCCUCUAAUAAUCUGUCCUCAUGUUCAGAGGUUUCGUUUAAAUCUGUUAGCAGUAACAGUUCUUUAAAGGGAAAGAAACGACGGCGCAAGUCGGAUUCUAAUUUGUUUCGGGAUGUGCUGCUGAGGUCGAAACGAAGUAAUCAUUCGAACUAUAGCAAACAAACGUCCAGUCGACAAGAUCUGAAUAAUACGCCAGGAGGCACGCCGCGCAAGGACCGCGGUGGACGAAGGAUCUCCAAGUCAAAAUCAUGGCGACUGAUAGACUUAUGCACCUGGAUCGGGAUGAAGGGAUACGAAUCUAUAACAGCUCUAUACACAGAUGGAAAGGGUGAAGAAGCCAAAACUAUAGAGAAACCUAAACAAGAAAAUGAUUCCGUAAAUAAAGAUGUUCAGCUUAUGAAAAAAACCUUAGAGGAUGUGGUCGACAGACAAGAUCGACUAAUGCGCGAAAAUGAAGAAAUGGCCAUGAAUAUGAAAAAGAUGAUGCAAAAAAUAGAAGAAUUGGAAAACAAAUUAAACCAAUCAGAAUGUAGACCUCCAACGUCUGGCAGGAGCCUGGCCACCGGAGACUGCGCGGCCCCUCCGCCGCCGCCUCCGCCUCCCCCUCCCCCCAUGCCUUCCUCCAAGCUGCCGGUCCGCUCUAACACCCUCCCUCGAUGCGGCUCUGCACCGCCCCGAGUAGCGGCCCCGAGGCUCGCCAUCACCCCACAGGACAUAGCCAACGUGAAGCUCAGGAAAGCUAAGGACAACCCGAACUUACGGUCGAAGCCCAACCAGAACAAACAGCCGUUGGUGACUCAGCAGAUGUUGCUGUCUACCAGAGCAGGACUCGGCAAGAAGAAGCACGUUUCAGCGGCGACCACUCAACAACAAUUGAGUGACCUUGAAAAGUGCCUACUUCAAGAGACGUCUGUAACAUCCAUGUUUAGACGUCGUGUGGCCAGAACGACGUUCAAGAGUACAGAAGAGCUGCGUCCGCGGCCGUACCCCCACUCAAGAUCCCCGAGAUCUCCACGAUCGAACUCUAUACCUCGGAUACCACAUAGAGAAAAAAUAAAUAUUAAAUAAAUAUGAUAUAGAUUAGAAAGGUUUAUUAACACCGCAAAGGCGAAUUAAAAAUACGAGCAAACUUGAAAUCUUAUAGAAUUAAGAAAUAUUGAACAUUUAUGUGAGCUGUCACCGGAACAGAUAAGUUUGUGUACAUAGAAAUAUGAGUGAGUUGCAUGCGGACGUCCGUACAAGGUUACAUCGUGCGGCCAUUGUAGACUUUGGUAGUAAAAUAAUUAUCGCUUUAAAAUGUGUUUAUUUAUUAAUUAAGGAUGAUACGAUAUUCCAUAUUCCUUUUUGACCUUCGUAUCAU
Molecule: messenger RNA, 1939 nt
Organism: Plutella xylostella (diamondback moth)
Lineage: Eukaryota; Metazoa; Arthropoda; Insecta; Lepidoptera; Plutellidae
Source: RefSeq, a predicted model, not a curated record